CAGGGUGGCCGUAAGUUAAAAAAAUUCUGCCUUUGUAGCUGUGAAUUAUCACCCGAUCCACUGCUCAAUUUGGCUAACAUAAUGAACUGCUUGGAGUAUCUUAGUUUGAGAAAUUGGCAACAUUUGACGAAUGACCACGUUCUACAUUUCGUCGAGCGAUGUGUACACUUAGAAUAUUUGGACGUUAGUUAUUGUCCUAAUAUAGAUGGAAAGUUGCUUUAUCAAAUAAUGGAUGUACUCAAGAAACAGGAUAGAAAUAAUGCAUUACAUAUCUAUUACAUGAUGAGUGGCUUAGAGGAUGAAGUGCGAAAAAUGAAUACCAAAAUUUGGCAAGCACUAGGCUUGGUUGAUUUAUCAAUGGAUUUCCCAGCUGGAUCUGAAAAAGGGCUGAGUCAUUAUAUAAAAACCGAUGAUGUUAAUGUUGACCUUAUAUAUCGCUCUUUGGAAUAAUUUACUAUUAAUGAUGAAAUGGAUUCUAAUACCAGAAACUAGUUUUGUGCAAAUUGCCGAUAGAGGGUAUUGAAUAUAUCUAAACCCUGGAUAUGUUGUUAUAACAAUAAAAACAAUAUUAUUAAUGGACCCUGGUGCAAACACUUUUGCCCUCCGAUUUAUUGCU
This is a messenger RNA of Rhagoletis pomonella (apple maggot), 616 nucleotides long. RefSeq lists its product as uncharacterized. The transcript has 3 exons. NCBI's taxonomy places the organism in Eukaryota, Metazoa, Arthropoda, Insecta, Diptera, Tephritidae. Bases 82 to 450 code for a protein of 122 amino acids. The record is from RefSeq and is a predicted model, not a curated record.